AUGUCAGGUUAUGUGACUGUUAAUCGUCUUUCACUCGUUCAAUUACAUAGUGAAGAACGUAAACAACAAGCUCAUUUAAAAAAAAUAGCUGAAAUGCAACGUCGCUGUGGUAUAGAUAAUAGUGAACCUACAUAUUUUCCUCAUCUAAAUAAUGGUUUGAAUAAACAACAAAAGCAAAAAUAUAGAGAUAUUUCCAACGAAAAUUAUGUUAAAUCAAAAAAAUUAAUCGACAUUAUGCAAUCAAAAGCAGUUUAUCCACCAACACCACCAUUUCAUCCUACGAAACCAAAUCGCCGUCGUCCAACAUUAACUUCAUCACAAAGUAAUGCAGAUUAUCUUGAAAGAAUUUCAAAAGUAAAAGGUAUCUAUAACAUACGUAAAUGGGAACAAGGAUUUGAAGAACAUAAAGAACAUUUAAAAAUAAGUAAAAAUAAUAAAUUAUUUACACCACGUGAUAUUGGUGUUAAUCAACAACGAAUUAAAAUUAAUUCAGUAGCAAAUAGCAGACGAUCAACAGUUUCAUCAUCGACAAAUAACCUGCAUCAUUCAUUUAACAAUCAUGAUUAA
Messenger RNA from Rotaria sp. Silwood2, 567 nucleotides. NCBI's taxonomy places the organism in Eukaryota, Metazoa, Rotifera, Eurotatoria, Philodinida, Philodinidae. The record is from the annotation of a GenBank genome assembly.